Molecule: messenger RNA, 231 nt
Organism: Aspergillus costaricaensis CBS 115574
Lineage: Eukaryota; Fungi; Ascomycota; Eurotiomycetes; Eurotiales; Aspergillaceae
Exons: 2
Coding region: 1-231 (76 amino acids)
Source: RefSeq, a predicted model, not a curated record
AUGGAGACUCUUAGUCCAACGAAAGCCUCGACAAUCAAGUAUAACCUUGCAGCAGCAUACGUGCAAGCAAGCGGGAAUAUACUCCAGAAUUCGGCCUUCAGUGGCAGUACCUUGGAAACCUUGGCAGAGUCCCUUGUCAGUCGCGCUUGCUCCACGUCUUCCAGCUUAGAUUUCCAGAAGAUCCUGCAGAAGAAGCGCUACCAGCGUGACAGAGGCUCGAUUCCUCCGUAG